Suillus subaureus is the source of this 384-nucleotide messenger RNA. RefSeq lists its product as uncharacterized. The transcript is spliced from 2 exons. Gene Ontology annotation, molecular function: nucleic acid binding. The coding region runs from base 1 to 384 and encodes 127 amino acids. NCBI's taxonomy places the organism in Eukaryota, Fungi, Basidiomycota, Agaricomycetes, Boletales, Suillaceae. The record is from RefSeq and is a predicted model, not a curated record.
AUGCCCAAGAACCACAGGAAGGUAGCAGCUGCUCACGCUAGGGCCACACGAUGUAACUCCACUCUUGGUCAUCUCUGCAUCUUCCUCCUGAAGUUCCACUGCAAACUCAAUUUCAUCGAAUAUUUCUGGGGAAAGGUCAAAAAAUAUCUCCAAGACAACUGCAAUGGCACUUUCAAGACCCUGAAGAAGAACAUGCCCUUAGCAAUGCAGUCUGUGCAGCUCAGUACCAUUCGACUGUGGGAACAUUGCAUGCACCACUGGAUGGAGGCAUAUCAGACAGGUCUGAGCACAAAGGAUGCCCAGUUUCAGGUUAAGCAAUUCAGCUCUACAAAGUACAAGUCUCACAGAUGUAUUCCGGAGACAUUGGCUCGCAUUUUUGAUUGA